AUGUCGAUAGCGGUUCCGAUCAAAAAUCUUCAGCUAAGGGGCCUUCUUCACGAGAGGGUAUUUGUAAAAUGGGUAGAUGAAUCAGGUAAAACAUUCACACUAGGUUCUCGCUUGCAUGACAACAAGCAGACACCCGAUUUUUUCAUGGAUGCAUAUUGUGAUACGGAAGGACAGAUUCAUAUUCACUUUAAGCUUCAGGUGUUUGUUAUGCUUGGCGGCAAGAAAAAACAAAGAGAUAUAUUAUUGGUUGUUCCUCCAGAUGCCGAUUUUGCAAAUGCCUCUACACCUUGUCCAAUAUCAAGCAUCGAUGGUUUAUCUCACGACGUGUCUACUAUUCACGAAGCCGGUUUAAGCAAUGCACAGCAUGUUCUCCUUAUACAAUUCAAUCUCACUACGAAGGGAUUCGUCGUUACGGAGAAGAGGACUACUCCAAUCAGACCUCACACUAUGACUACAAACACGUUGAUUCGUGGCCUUGAGUCUCUGUCUAAUACCAAAAUCUUCAGCGUAUACAUCAGGCCAAGUACUUAUGCGAAAGUGAACUUAAAAGAACUUGGUAUGCAUAUUAGCAAAACUGCAACCGAUGCACGCAAAACCAACUUAAAGGAAAUGUAUAUUCAACAAGGGGCUAUGUUACUAGAAUGGAAUAAGAUCGUAUAUAAGGAGGAACAACGCCCAAUACCGCCACCAUAUGCUCAGCCAUGUCCGGAAGUGCAGGUUCCUCGGUCACCACCCCUGUAUGCUCAGCCAUGCCCGGAAGUACAAGUUCCUCGGUCACCGCCUCUAUAUACUCAGCUAUCUCCAGAAGCGCAGCUUUCUCAGUCAUCACUCGUCAUUUUCAAAGAAACGAUUGAAGGAACACCGCCUCGAUCUCCAACUAGUUCCAACUGUAUAUCGGUCCAUGGCAUUUUCUCUGGCUGUGAAGAGUCAUCAGAGUCGUCAGAUAGGAGAGUGAACUUGGACGACAUCGAAAAGGAUAUCAGAAUAGACUUCAAUGUAGAUUCGGAUGAAGAGCUUGCCAACUUGGACGACAUCGAAAAGGAUAUCAGAAUAGACUUCGAUGUGGAUUCGGAUGAGGAAGAGCUUGCCAAGGAACAGUUUGCCAACUUGAAUUCUCGAGAACUAAAUCAGCAAUUCGAUUAUGAUUUAAAAGUGUCACAGAUGCUUAAGUCGAAGUUGGAGAAAUGGAUGGAAACAGUACUACCGAUAAACUUCAAUGUUCACCAUCAUACACGUUUAACUACUAAGUUGUCAAUUCUUGGUAAUUGUGUCCGUACAUCAAAUACUAGGAUGUUUGAUGUUACUUUACUUUGGUGCUUUGCACUGUUUUUGUACGAUCCACUCGAUUCCGAUCUGAUAAUACUUUCGGGUUAUGGGAGAAGAGAAAUUCAUGGCUUAUUCGAGAUAUAG
This is a messenger RNA of Sclerotinia sclerotiorum 1980 UF-70, 1410 nucleotides long. RefSeq lists its product with no specific name. Lineage: Eukaryota; Fungi; Ascomycota; Leotiomycetes; Helotiales; Sclerotiniaceae. The transcript has a single exon. The record is from RefSeq and is a predicted model, not a curated record. Bases 1 to 1410 code for a protein of 469 amino acids.